AUGGCAGGAAAGCGUCCAACAUCUCCACGCAGUACUGCAUCCGUUCAAGUAGUGAUUCGGUUAAGACCACUGAAUGACAGAGAAAAGAAGCAUGGAACUCUUCCGGUGGUAUCUGCUUCAACAGCAGACAAGAGUGUGACAGUAAUCAAAGGGAAGGGGUCCCAUCAAGCACGUUCUUCGUAUGGUUUCGAUAAUGUCUUCACUGCAUUCUCAUCACAAGAAGAAGUCUUUGAUGCCACACUGAAGCCAAUCAUUCGUGAUGUAAUGAUGGGUUUUGAAUCGACAGUAUUUGCCUACGGUCAAACGGGAACUGGAAAAACGCAUACAAUGGAAGGUGACCUCGACAACCCAGAGAUGCAGGGAGUAAUUCCUCGUUCUGCAAAAGCAAUAUUUGAAGCUCUGAAGACUCCAGAUUAUUCCCACUUUUCAGUUUCUUGUUCGUUCCUAGAAAUCUACAAUGAGGAGCUGUGCGAUUUGUUGGCUGAUCCGGAUUCCAGUGGUCCAAAGCUAGACAUCAUGGUUGGCAAAAAUGGUCCAUUCUGUCGUGGUCUUUCAGAAUCUCCAGUCGAAUCAGCAGAUGAUGUUUUUGCCUUAAUGCGCCGGGCUCAAAAUCAACGCCAAGUUGGGGAAACAAAUAUGAAUAAGCAGUCUUCGCGUUCACAUUGUAUUUUCACGCUGAAGAUUGAUGCGAAACGAGUACUCGAGGAUGGUAGCGUAUUGGAGGUUGGAGGCAAACUGCAUUGCGUCGAUCUAGCAGGUUCUGAAUGCGCAAAGUCGGCAGACUUGGAGAAAGGAAAUGACAGCCAGGCUGCAAGAGAAAGAGAGCGAAAGAACAUCAAUCAAUCCUUGCUCACUUUGGGAAGAGUAGUAUCCAUGCUGAAGGAACAAAGCCAGAGCAAAAAAAAGACGAAUGUCCGUAUUCCAUACAGAGAUUCAAAAUUGACACGUAUUCUUCAAGAGUCACUCGGUGGGAGAUGCAAGACUUGCCUUAUCGCAACGAUCUCUCCUUCUGUUACUGCAAUUGAAGAGUCCAUGUCGACAUUAAACUAUGCACACGCUGCUAACGGAAUUGUUAAUAAGCCCGUCACGACUUCUUUCAUGAGCGGAUCGUCUUCUGUAUCUGGUGAGCUUCUCAAAUCAUCUUCUGGAGGAGGGAAGAAUGAAACGGGAGCUGUGGAGCACUGGAGAGAUAUGGAAUGUAGACUAGAAUAUAUGAAAGCACAAGUCGAAGAGGCCCAACAAGCUCUAGCACGGAAACAUUUGCAGCAACAAGAAUUGGUCGAGAAGGCAGAACAAGCAGAAGAAGCAAAGCUUGCCGCAGAAGCCCAGCUGAAAGUUGCCAAGCAAGAGAACAUCAGUCUUCGAGACGAGAUCACGCAACAUGUUGAGGAAAAAAAAACAUUAUUAGAAGAGCUUGAACAUACGAAAGUGUCUUUGUCAGAAACUACAAGCAUUCUUCGAGCAACGCGACACACUGAGAAAUGUUUGACGGACGAGGCCAAUCAGUUGCUAUGUGCGUUGCAGCAGUCCAUCAAGGACACGAGUGACCUUCACUCUCAUCUUCUGAGGAACAGGGAAGGAGAUAUCGAAAGGAAGAAAGCGACCAAAACUUUCAACGGCUCUAUCGUUCGACUGUUCAAAGAAGUUUGCAUACUGGUGGACUCUUUCACUACAGUGCAUCGAGCAUUUGGAGAAUUCAUGGGAUCGUCGAACAAUACUACGUGUGAGAGAUUGCAUCAUCUUCAAGAAGCCAAUGACCAGUCACUAGAUGUAUUGACAGAAGAAGUGCAUGCAGCAUCGAAACUAUUGACUGAAUAUGUCUCUGCUGAUGGUGGGAUCGGACAAUUCGUUGACGCGACCACUUCAUCUAUAGUCGACAAGAUGAAGAGUGGCAAAGAACUCUUGGAUUCGAAGGGAAGAGAACUAUCAUCGUCUUUCGGAGGCAUUCGUGACCAGUUGAAAAAGUCUGGGCAGCACUUGAACGAGUUGAAUGCCUCUUAUCAAGCAGAAUCCAAUCAGAUGCUAAAAGAUCUAACCGAGAAGCUGUCACGCACAGACAAGGUACUUCGCAAAAUGGUACAAUCUACCAUUGAUACCCUAGAGCAACAAAAGGAAGAGCGUCUAAGAUCUACCGAGUCUCUGCAACAUGAACUGGAAGAAUGGGAUGCUGCCACAAAGAAAACCGCUGAAUCCAUCUCAUCAAUUUCAGACAAGCAGUCAUCAUCGAUUCUCGAGACUAUCGAAAUGCUUCAGGCUGAGAGGGCGCGCCACGAUGAAAUCAACAAACAGUUAGGCAGUCAAAGGGAGUUCCUCCAGGAAAUGGAUUCAAACCAGAGAAGUGUCAUAGAGAAGCAAAAUAAAGCGCUUGUUUCGCAGAAAGAAGCGUUUGUUAAGUCACAUCAACAACAGAAGGAAUUCUGCGAACAACUCGUGUCGAACGUAAUGAGUGGUGUGCAAGAUCUACUGAAAAAGCAAGUGGCAACCAUUCUUGAUGGCAGCAAACAGAGUCAUGAAUCGUUUGUCAACAGCAACGACGAACUUUUCAUGCUGAACUCUUCUAUCCAAACGUCGUCAAAUGAUAUCCAUGACACAGUUUCUUCCACCAAUCAAAGCAUUCAAUCAACGUUUGAAAAAGUCACCCAGAAUGAAUCUGUUGCUUCAACAAUGCUGGAGGAAAGUUCUAACACGUUUUCAAGUAUUCUGAAUUCAUGCCAAAGCCACAAGUCUGUGAUCGAGACCAAACGCAGACUGAUCAGCGAUAACCUUCAGUCUUCUCGGUCGGAUAAUAUCGAUACAUUGAAGAGACUAAAAGCGGAAGUAACGAGUAGCGGAGAAGAGUGUACCGAACUUGUUACGGUUCAAACACGAGAACAGCUGGCCAUUGGUAUCAAGAAGCUUACAGAUUUGUCUGCAUCAUCAAGAGCUGUUGUGCAAACUGAUGUCAUUGAGCAAACUCAGAACUCGAUUGCCACAAACAUUGAAGAACCAUUUGAAAGCAUCAUGGAAGCACUGAAGGAGACAAUGGAUGGUGCAUCUGGUGAGAUUCAGGAGGGAAGCGAAAACAUUCGAUCCUUGACUUCGAAACACAACGAUUUAGUGGAAUCGAUGUGCAAGGAUAUGGAAUCAUCAGCUGCAGAAAUGAAGACUCGCGGCCAAGAACAAGAGUCGGUGAUUAAGGAUCAUGGAAAAACUGUCAAACACGUUGUGAAGGAGCAUGAUGAAUGUGUCCUUAAAAACGUUGGCGCCAUCAAGUCUGCGAAUACCAAAUGCCAAGACAAUGUAAACGAGUUCACCGGCAGAGUAAUUCGUCCAAACGAGCCAACGCCAGAAAUCGAAGAAAAACCGCUACCCGAAUAUUCAGAGGAGCUUUCCAAGACGCCUGCUGAUGGUAUCAUUCUUCAAGGGCUCCGCAAGGAUCAAAGCAGUUGUUCUGAAAUGAGUUUUGGUUCCAGCAACAAAGAGAACAAUGACGAUGUUGCCUCAAUAUCCUCUGACGAUAGCGAUGACAAAGUUGAGAAAUCCAGAGCCAAUCAAGCGAAGAACCGCCGAGACACGUACCAGUUCACGUCGGAAGAAGCUGCGGACUGA
Molecule: messenger RNA, 3588 nt
Organism: Cylindrotheca closterium
Lineage: Eukaryota; Bacillariophyta; Bacillariophyceae; Bacillariales; Bacillariaceae
Source: the annotation of a GenBank genome assembly